Messenger RNA from Opisthorchis viverrini, 6909 nucleotides. RefSeq lists its product as hypothetical. The coding region runs from base 244 to 6720 and encodes 2158 amino acids. Lineage: Eukaryota; Metazoa; Platyhelminthes; Trematoda; Opisthorchiida; Opisthorchiidae. Gene Ontology annotation, molecular function: protein binding; ADP binding. The record is from RefSeq and is a predicted model, not a curated record. Gene Ontology annotation, biological process: regulation of apoptotic process. The transcript is spliced from 20 exons.
AUCUUAUAAAUUUGAUGAGCGGCCACGAUUAUUCUUCACCUAGGUCCACUAAGUCGAACAAUUCAGGAAACAAUACUGAUGAAGAUGAUCCGGUUGUUGCCAUGAUAAAGAAAUCAGGUUGCUUGGAGGAACAUUACGACGUUCUGCAGUGUAUGUACGAAAAUAAAGACUGGAGAGCCUGUCAAGACGUCCUUCACGUAUUCAAAAGCUGUAUGAACAAAUCUAAGCUCAACUCAAACUGAGAUGGAGUCUAAAGAAACGUACGCGUUGCGUGUCUGUGGCCCGAUGAUUGUUCAAAGCCUGGAUCCAAUGGACGUACUAGAUAGUCUGUUCAGUGGAAAGUGGUUAUCCAUUGCGGAAUACCAGCAAGUUUUCCGAAUGUGUACAGGCGGAAAUAUAAGAGACGCAUGCAUAAAAUUGUUGGAUCUACUACGUUCUAGACCAUCCGGUGCGUUUGAGUGCUUCGUAAAAGCUCUUGAGGCGGAAAACUCCUUCUUGGCACCGGAACUCCGUCGUCUCCAACAACAAGCUCCAGAGGGAAGGCGCCGUGAGCACAGUCUAUCCGAUUUGAGGGAAACCCUUAUCGAUGGUGCUGUCCCGGAUAUACCGAUUCAGCACGUAUAUCGACGCAAACUGGUCAACAAUUUGGCUACAUGCCUUCGAACGUUAGCCGGUCGUUUCCGUUUCAAACUCAGCACAGAUAACGCAACCUCAGAAUUCCUCAAUCUCAGUCUCGAUGUGAAUGUACCGAAUAAAGGUCGUGGAGUCCUACCACAGUUCACGGAUUCACAACCGGAGUGGCAGCCCCCACCGACCAACUCGUGGCUUUUAGUUCAUGGAAUGGCUGGUUGUGGUAAAACAGCCUUGUGCGCCAGUGUACUACGUCGUAAAUUGGAGUUAUUGGCCGAAUGCUUUCCCGCAGGUGUCAUCUGGUUGGAUGUCGGAUCAUUGAAGUCUCCACCACAUUCCCCAGCAACGGCAGCCAAUGCACCGUUCUCACUCACUACACAACUCAUCUCUCUUGUUGACCGACUUGAACGUAAACUUUCUCCCUCUAAUCGAUAUUCUGACGAGUUCCGUCAAAUACAGAAUACUCCUCCCAGAUCCUUCAGUCCUCCAUCUGUUGCACCAAAUAUUUCAUCGUCGUCGACGCUUGACGAGUCCUUGGAUCGUCUGAGGAGGGCGCUAAUGCGGCGACAAAAACGAGCAACUUGGGGACCAGAUGAAGAAGAAUACUCCACGUCGUUAUUACUGAUUGUCUUGGAUGACGUUUGGGACGUUCAAGUAGGACGUGCUCUUAGCAACAUGCCAGCUGCUUUUCUGGUGACAUCUAGAGAUCGAAGUGUACUACAGCACGUUGAAACUCCCGUAGAACGGUUUUCCUUGUACGAGGGACUCCUUGAGGAUGAGGUUGCAGAAUUGCUUUCGAAUUGGACUGACUUACCUGUGAAUCGUUUUCUACCCCCGCCGGUCAGUACGCACAUUGUUCACGACCCCGGACAUUCAAGUCUGUACCAUCUUGCCCGACAGUGUCACGGAUCCCCAUUUGCGGUCAUGUUGCUGGGUUAUCUACUUCGUGAACAGUACCAUCGUCUUUCCGACUACAUGCACGACCCUACAGGCUGUGGUGUACCCGUUCUCAACUGGGCCAUGAUCCGCCGUCCAAGUGCAUACGGUUACGAGACACUAUUCGCGGCUAUUGACAAAAGUUUGAUUCAUCUCUCUCCGGAAUGUCAGGAUUUUUACCGUCAGCUCGUUAUUUUCGAUUCGAACAUUGUGCUCACUCCCAAGGUUGCCGGCAUACUGUGGGAUACUACUGAUGACAAUGCGGAGCGUAUCCUAGGAGAAUUCGUCCGAUUCUCUUUGGCCAUCCGGUUGUGGGUUCAGUAUUCCGAUUGUUUCGGAUACCUUAUCCCCUCAAUACAACUGGACCUGCUGAAGAUAUCCACAAACAUGAUCAAGCAAGCAGCAUAUCACGCUCAGUUUUUCAAUAACUAUGAGAAGUACUGCUCCCGUCGUUGGUGGCAUCUCGUUUCCACAGGGGAGCACAUUUAUUUCUGGCAUCAGGCCACUGAGCACGUGUACAAAUCUGGACGUUUGGACAAGCUGGUAGAUUUGAUGACCAACUUGGAGUUCCUGCGGGGUCGUCUAGCUGUGGUCGGUGCGAGUCCAAUCAUUGCAGAAUUCGAUCGAUAUCGGGCGGUGUUUUUCACUUUGGAUCGUAUGGAUGAUUGGCACGCAUACUUGCGCUUCAUUCAAACUAACGCUUACUUUGUCAUCGACCCCAACUCCUCACGGCCUACAAUGAGAGGGCGUUCACCGUACCGGAAAGACACCCGUUCGGCUUCUCAAUGGAGCCUAGAGUCCUCUUCUCCAGUUCUCCAGACUGACUCAGUUCGUGGGCCUUAUCAAGUGAAAAAAACGGAGACCACAGCGGCCGCCCGACCGGCUGCCUCACAAGCUCCCAAAGGACUUGAUUUGAUACAGUUGGGUCUUGGACUACCUCAGAACAGUCCGGUCUUUCAGCAAGCAGUCUCCUGGCUACUGAGGCAGCACCAACUAGCAGAUGGAAAGUGGACGGAAAAUGGUGAUGCGACUCCCACGGACCUAAGCACAUCAUCCUUCAAGCAAUCUCUUGUUUCCGAGUAUUACUGGUUCUGGUGCAACAGCCACGUUGCCGCUUCACAACUGCUUUGGGCCAUCCCUACAGGAACACAGGCAGUUACAUGCCUGACUGUGGAAUGUCCGGUUGAAUCAGAUGCUGAUACGGACUCGCCUGCUAACCAACAUGUAUACAGAAACCGGUUCCUUGCUGCCACACGGGAUGGGCGUGUGCUACUUUUGGACGCCGCCUCCGGUUACGAAGUUGCGGUUCAACAGACAUACUCAAGUGACGUGGAGGUAAAAUUUGUGUCGUUCUUAUCGAACAACACAGAGUGCCUGACGUGCGGGUCCAACGGGAGUUUAGUUGUAUCCACACUUCCACCGCCUGAGCUGGUAGACAGAAUGCACGAAUCUGAUGACGGACCUCGAAAGUACGUGGAAGUUAGUCCCAACGGGAAUGGCUCGCCCGUACCGGAGGAGGCUGACCUAAUGGGUGGUGUAGAUGUGGACGAAGACGGAGAUGGCAGUUUCUACGACGCCCUAUCGACACGGCGCCUGAGCGCAAAUGGCGCAAAAGAUGCAGCGACUCUGGGUCCCAGCGAAGAAGAUGACAUUUCGGAUGUGGCCGAUGAAAUCGACGUUUCCUGGCUACGUCGGCGUUCAACACUCGUAACGCAAUUUAAAGUGACGGCGCCCAUAGUACUUGCGGAAAUUCCUCGCCUUACUGAAGUUGUUCGUGUGGAUAGUGCCAAUCAAGUCCCAGAUGGGUCAUUGCAUAGCGCGGGAGAUUCUACGGCCCUGUGUUCUCUUCAGUGCAUCUGCGCACCACCUUCCCUGGAUAUCGUCGUGAUGAGCUGUUUUGGUAUCUUGGACCUAACGAUUCAUCGUGCUGACGGUGCACGAAGCGGGUCCAGAAGCCAGAGUAUCUCUACCCUCCCGUCUGUAUACUUUCUGAAACGAACUGAGAAUCACCUACACCUGGACUGUUCACGACAGCUGUCACUGCCUACGUUGCCAGCGGAUUGUCCAAUGUCACGGCUGCGUCGUGAUUCCACGCUGCACACUAUAGUGGCCGCAGUUUCUGCCGAUUCACAACUUAUUGCCAUUGCUCUGCAAGACGGACAUAUAUGGGUGUAUAGCCUAGAACAGAUCAGCUGGAUCACUUGCAUCUCGACUCACUUGGCCUUGGUACAUGCAACCGACAUGGAGCAGAACGAGAAUGGCAUGGUAUCCGUGCUUGAUGUUCGAAAGAAGAAAACUCCCAAUACAGAACCUGAACCCUUCCUACGAUCCGGACCCACACCAUCAUGUUGCCUAUUCCUUCCCACUUUGGAAACACCCACACCGUCAACUGAUUCAGUGACAGGGGGUAGUUUGUUUGCGGCGGCACUGACCAACCGCGUACUGGUUUGGUCGAUCCCAGAGAACAUUCCACUGGAUGAAUCCAAACUUGCCGACCCUGAAUCACUGUGGACUCAAAGCAGACCUUCGCGCUGCUUUAGUACUUCAUCCUCGGCUCACGUCCUAUGUUUAGAUGCCUGCUUGUUAGCAGGGCAACGCGUUUUGGCUGCGGGAACAACCAAUGGACGAGUCCUGUUCUGGCGAAUGCGUGAUGGAAUCCGCCUGUUCGAACUCAGUGCUCAUCCUAGCUGGGUCACAUCCAUCCGCCUGCUCUCACCGUUCAUGUCACCUACGUAUGGAGAACUGGAAAACGGCGAUUUGUCAACAUAUGGGAGUAAUGCGCCUAUGGGAGUUCUGACAGCAUCUGCUGAUGGUGUUAUCAAACGAUGGGACGUGGGAGCAGCUUGCCUACCUUCCCCAACCACUCCUUCAUCUGUCGGUCCUGCUUGGAAUCCCAAUCUGCCAUACCCAACACAAUCCCUACAAGCAGAUCCAGAAGCAAUCUCACCUACGGCGCUCCAUGGUCUUUGGACGGAUGUGUUCUCUGUUUGGUUUGGAUCACACGGAGCAUUAAUGGUUGUUGGACGUCGCCGGCACUCAGCUGAUUUACAGUUUUUGUUUCGACCUCAACAACACCUCACCACCGGCGAAAUCCUGAGUGGGCGUGUAAAUGUGUUCCAAGAGAUCACUGUGAAACCCUCGCAGCCUUUUUACUGGCGAUCCUCGAAAGAAUGCAAGGCGCGUGUGUCCUUGCCAACUUCAACCCAAAAUUUGACAACAAAUACCAAAGAAGAACGCUCACAGAAACUAAGCGAAAGUCGCACCUCGCCCCCCACCUCUCCGGCUCGGCCCACUCUGAUGCCUACCAAGCACUGGAUUGUCACAGCAGGUGUAACGGGAACAAACUUUGGAAGGGCUACUGCGGUUUCGUUUUGGUCAUGUGGUCUCUGGGUUGCCGUUGGUUACAGUAAUGGCUUGAUUCAGAUAUUUUCACUGCACUACGACAAAACCCAUCUGUUUGGCAUCGUGAAACGCUACUGCCUUGUCGAAAGCAAACCGAUCAGAGAGCAGCUUCGGUCCCGUCCACAAACGCCCAAAAUGCUUGAGCGCGUAGUUCAGUUGCAUACGUGGCAGUCUCAGCCAGAUCAAGGCGACUGGACCACUUUGGUGGUUGUCGCCAUAUUCGCCAGCGGAGCAAUCACGUUUUGGCACAUACCUCGCACUACGCAUGAACUAUCCAGCUGCGACAGUGGUUGUCAGGAUAUUGCUCCAAGCGGUUCGUGGCCGCCAAUGCAUGGAAUUGAUGUGGCUGAGGUUGGUCCAACACGCAGACUCUCCCAGGCCGAGGUGUAUUCCCGGGUGGUUUGUGAUACGGAUACAACAGAACUCCCGGUCCCAGUCACUUGGUCCACCCUGCGCCGCAUUCCUCACCUGUGUACCACAGACUCCCAAUCUAAAGGUCCACAACAGUCCCCUCGGCGUGUGCGACACAUUCUUGCUUGGCUCACAGCCGGUCAUGAUGGCAUGGUUUAUGGGCGUCAGGUUAUUCUCCCGGACCAGGAUUCGCCCGGUCCGGCCAUUCCCGAAGAAGGCAAACGCCCGAAUCGAGAUUUUCCACCGUGGUGUCUGAAUUUGGAGGCCCAUCGGUCUUGGACCAUCACAGAUGCUGAUGUCGAUCCCUCCGGACGUUGGCUGGUUACAUCUUCAACAGACAAAACAGCUAAAGUUUGGUCUCUGACUACCGGAAAACCAGUGUUUGAAACUGCCAAACAUCCGGCUUGUGUUCGUACCGUGUGUUUCCGUCCGGUAAUCGACGCGCCAGUGGAUUCUUCUGAUGCUGAAUGGUUUAUCGCGACAGGAGACGAUGCGGGUGCCUUGCGUAUUUGGUGUCUCAAGUCCCAUGUGCUGCGUGAUGGCUAUGAGGAUAUUGACAAACGAAGUGUUAUCAAUAGAGCCCUCAGUCCCGACAGCUACAAGAUUAAGCGACAGUUCGAGUUUAAGGGUGCUCAGAAAAAACUAGUGCACCUGAAUGGAAAGGUGCAGCAAAAUGGCUCACCCACAAAUCUAACGAGGUGUCCUAGCCCAGAAUUGAAUCAAACAGGACCGUCUAUGACUCCAGUUGGCACUCGCGCUGUUCAGAAACCUCCUUCGUUCCAUUCCAGUGCAGCUGGUGCAGGCGGUACCUGGUUGAGGCGACUUGUUUGGUCUCCAGACGGCCGAUUGCUCACUGGGUUAUCUGAUCGCCUGUGUGUUUGGCCCUUUGAGUCAAGUAGUGCUGGUGACCAUGACAUUCAACCCUUACCAACAUCUUUGUCUCCGUCCACACGCGCAGGUGGUCGUCGGGGUUCGGCGAUGUUUUCUGUAAACCAUGACAUUCAAGUCUCACCAGCAACAGUCAUGCCCCAAGGUUCACGUGCUGGAGGUCGUCGAGGAUCAGCAUUGCUUCCCGCCAAACAGCGUAUUCUUCAUCGUUGUCGUGUUCUACGUGUUCUAUCUUCUGGAGUUAGUGACGCUGUGAGUUCUUCGCUCAGUCCCCUAAAAGUCAGUCCCAGGCGCCGUUGCGAUUUCAAGGACAAAGCCAGUUGUAUGUGUGCCCGACUGCCCCCUUCCCUUUCAGACCUACCCCCAACUCUAGUCACAGUGGACGCAAAUACUGGCACGUUGUACAUUUUCGAUCCUAUCGGUGCCUUGUUCCGAUCCAGACUUGCUGUGUGAUACGAUUAGCUAAUGAUUCAUUCUGUCCCUUUCUGUGCCUCCAUCCAACCCCUCUUUCUGAUUCUGAGUCUAUUUUGGUUGACAGUUCCUUUUUUAUAGGUACACUUGUUUGUUAGUUAUGACCCUGUGUUUUAUCACUUUACCACGUUUCUAUUCUUCAUGUCAGUUGUUGCUCCAUGAAUUUAAAAG